Messenger RNA from Nothobranchius furzeri (turquoise killifish), 2353 nucleotides. Its product is annotated as voltage-gated potassium channel regulatory subunit KCNF1. The record is from RefSeq and is a predicted model, not a curated record. Gene Ontology annotation, biological process: potassium ion transmembrane transport; protein homooligomerization. Gene Ontology annotation, cellular component: membrane; voltage-gated potassium channel complex. NCBI's taxonomy places the organism in Eukaryota, Metazoa, Chordata, Actinopteri, Cyprinodontiformes, Nothobranchiidae. Gene Ontology annotation, molecular function: voltage-gated potassium channel activity; protein binding.
UUUUUACCCGUCGGGCUUGACAGCAGGCGCACUUCGAUGCCAACUUUCUCGGAGCGCACAGGCGCACUGUUUGCUGCCAAACCCGGGACUUUACGCUGCAGUCACGGAUGAGAAAACCAUUUAUUUGAUUUUUUUAAAACCAGAACACAGAGUUGGGUAGAUUUUGACUGUGGGGUGCUUCUCCGGUGGACAUUUGUGCAAACCCUAUUUGGUGGGUUUUGUCGGGAUCAUGUGGGGGAUCCAGAGGACUCGGUACGCGGACUGUAACGGCUCCGAGGCCAGUGAGGAGGUGGAGAUCGUGGUGAACAUCGGCGGGGUGAAACAGGCGCUUUAUGGGGACGUGUUGAACCGCUACCCGGACACCCGACUGGCAGAGCUGGUGGACUGCUCCCUCACGUCUCCAGAGGAAAUCUCCUCCUUAUGUGACGACUAUGACCCCGACACUGGGGAGUUUUACUUCGACAGAGACCCUGAAGCGUUUAAAUGCAUCAUUGAGUUGUAUUAUUAUGGAGAGAUCCACAUGAAGAGAGGAAUCUGCCCGAUGUGCUUCAUGAAGGAGAUGGACUUCUGGAAGAUCGGCUCGGAUUUCCUUGAUGAAUGCUGUAAAAGCCACUUGAAGGAGGUGGAGGAUGAACUCGCAGAAAUAGCCGAGAGGGUGAGGACUAUCCUGGUGGACCGAGAGGGAGAUCCGUCCGCAGGAAGCUGGCAGCGCUUCCAGAUUUCCCUCUGGAGGCUGAUGGAGAAGCCGGAGUCUUCGCUCUCUGCGCACGUCAUCGCUAUAGUUUCUUUCAUCUUCAUCCUCAUCUCCUCCGUGGUGAUGUGUGUCGGGACGAUCCCCGAUCUCCAGGUGGAAGACUCGGAGGGGAACCUCACCGAGCAUCCAACUCUUGAGGUCAUCGAGACGGUGUGCAUCGGCUGGUUCACCAUCGAGUACCUCCUUCGCCUGAUCUCCUCCCCGAAUAAAAUCAAAUUCGUCCUGUCUUUCAUGAACAUAAUCGACUUCAUGGCCAUCAUGCCUUUCUUUGUGGUCCUGAUUCUUACCUCCAUUGGAGCGGGAGUGAUGGAGCUGGCCAACGUGCAGCAGGCCGUCCAGGCUUUACGCAUAAUGCGCAUUGCGCGCAUUUUCAAGCUAGCGCGCCAUUCCUCCGGACUCCAGACCCUCACCUCUGCCCUGAAGAGCAGCCUGAAGGAACUCGGACUUCUACUCAUGUACAUGGGCGUGGGGGUCUUCCUUUUCUCUGCUCUGGGCUACACUAUGGAGCAGAACCACCCGGACACGCUGUUCACCAGCAUCCCACAGUCGUUCUGGUGGGCCGUGAUCACCAUGACCACAGUGGGCUAUGGAGACGUGUACCCCAAAACCACGCUAGGUCGGUGCAACGCGGCAAUCAGCUUCCUUUGUGGGGUCAUCGCCAUAGCGUUGCCCAUACAUCCCAUCAUCAACAACUUCGUCUUGUUCUACAACAAGCAACAGGUGCUGGAGACCGCGGCCAAGCACGAGAUCGAGCUGAUGGCGCUGCGCACAGAGGAAGGCGAGCCGAAGGACGCAGCCUGGCACCAUCAAGACGUGUGCGGCGCGGGGGCGUGGGACACCUCCAUGAGCUCCUCCUGCCACAGCGGCACCCUCCUACCUUUACUGAAGGGUCCAAGGGGAGGGGCGAGCACCCAAACCCCAAAAGACACGAGCUGUGAGAGCACAGCUGAGGCUGCAGAAUAUUUAGUCUCAUGAAAAAAACGGAUUAUUCACUUCUGAGCUGGUGGACAUCACUUAGGCUCGGCGCGCCUUUACGCAUCGAAUCCACGUCCCGAGGGCUUUUGUUUCAUGCAACAUACACGGAUUUGCUUAUAAAGUUCACACUUUUACUGUAGACCUCCCUGUAGCUCAUCUAUAUCUCCAUGAAUGUUUUUAAUAUUAAAAGAUAUAGGCGGUUGCUUUAAGAGAAAACAGUCAAAUAAACUCCAUAAAACCCGCAAACAUGUCGAUUUGAUUCCACAGAAGCUGGAUCCAGGCUGAGGUUGACGUUUGUGACAUCUGUUGCUGGCAUUGUUUAGAUGUGAGGUUAUAUCAGGCAUAAAAAUCCACGUUUUGCCAGAAACGUUGUCAUUAGCCUGAAUAUUAUUCAUCAUUUUUCAUCAUGGAGCUCAUUUUAGAAGCCUCCUCUUGCUCCAGGAUAUGGUUGUGCAGCCCUCUCCUCCCUCCGUCUCUCUCCUGAUGUUCUGCAGGAUCACGUUAUGGAUGAGAGAAGGAAACAGCUGCAUGGAUAGACAGAUUAAAAAAAAAGCAAAACAAGUGACAAAUUUGAAAGUGUGUCUCAGUGUUUGAAUUUGAAAUAAACUCCAAAAGCAUGCCUCA